AUGAAGGCAAUUAAAGCACCCAAGACGCCGCUUCAGAGCGUCCACGAAGAAGCAGAACAUUUGUAUCCAGCCAGUAUUGAAUGGUCUCGUGCUUGCGAGUCCGUAGGCGUUACUGGAUCCUUUAAUAAUUGGGGCUCGCAGAUCUUACUUAAGAGACAGAAAACAUCAGAUGGAACUCCAGUCUAUUGUGCAAAGCUCUGGUUGCCUAUAGGGACGCACUUGUUCAAGUUUUGUGUGGAUGGUGCAUGGCAAUACGACCCUGAAGUGACUUUUGCCCCUGAUGGGUAUGGAAACCUCAACAACUUUAUCAAGAUUGGACCCAUCAUGGAUCCACAGACUCAAGAAAAAGCUUUGCAACGAGCUAGUCGUACCAUUAUUCGAGAUGCUGAGGACGGGAUUCCCGUUAUGAACCCACAAGCCAGUGAAGAACUCAUGGAACUUCGGAUGCAAACGUCCCCCGUGCAACGACCAUUACGUUCUCCAACCAAUCAGCAGGUCAAGCAACCGGAUCCGAUCCCGAGAGCGACACCACUGAUAACUCCUCGGAAACCUCAGGAAACGGAAGACUCAGAGUACGGUAUUGAAGUGAGUGCACGUCGCGUGAGCAACCACAGUUUAUUGGGCAGUAUGCCACGAUCUAGAGCUGGUACAUUGACCAGGUCCAAGAGUGAAGAAUUGCUGAGUAACGCAGCGUCGGCUACUGCCGAUGUUCCGCCAAAGUACGUGAAUUACAUGGACGACGUCAUCACCAACUCGGUACUUCUGGCAGCGACGACGCAACACUUUGGUGGAGAUUUGGUCACGCAUGAACACAACACUCGUGCAAAACUGGGAGGACAUCGCUCGGUGCUGGUGAGUGGUCCGCAUACAGCAAAGCAGACGGCCCCGCAGCAGCACAGCGGCGGCAAACUGAUCAUUUUUCUUGUAGGUCUGCCUGGUCGUGGCAAGACGUACAUUGGACACAUUCUGGCACGUCAUUUGACGUGGAUGGGGCACCACUCCCGCACGUUUAACACUGGAGAGUACCGUCGAAGACUUGUUGGAUCGAACGUAAACCACGCGUUCUGGGAUCCGUACAACGAAGAAUCGUUUCAGAUUCGCACCGAUCUGGCAAAGAAAUGCCUAGACGAUUCAAUUGAAGCGCUGGAGAGUAACGAUUGCGACUGCGUCAUUUUUGAUGCUACCAACGUAACGCGCCAACGUCGUCAGAUGUUGUUGAAUGAAGUGCACCAGCGCUGUCAGUGCGAGAUGAUGUUUAUCGAGUCCGUAUGCGAUGACCCGGAUCUCAUCGCUUCCUCGAUUAACGAGAUGAAGUUGAACUCAGCUGAUUACGCGGGCAAGACGAUGGAAGAGGCUGCUGAAGACUACAACAACCGCAUUAACCACUAUCAGUCGCUGUACGAACCGCUUACCGCACAUCUCGAAGGUGCACCGUUUAUCAAGAUUAUCGAUGUAGGCCGCCAAAUUUUUUGCAACCAGGUGUACGGCUAUUUGCAGUCGCGUAUCAUGUUCCUAAUGGCCAACUUAAACUUGAAGCCACGACCGAUCUGGCUGAGUCGUCACGGCGAGAGUAUGUACAACACGCAGAAGCGCAUUGGUGGCGAUUCGCCUCUGAGUCCGCUAGGCGUACAGUAUGCCGAACAACUAGACCGGUUUGUUGACGCGUAUUAUCCAACCCCUGACACAGAACUCGCAGUUUGGACGUCGACGAUGCUACGUACGGGAAUGACUGUAGAACGAAUCGCAGCCCGUGGCCGAUCGAUUGUGAAGUGGAAGCAGCUAGAUGAGAUCGAUGCCGGUAUCUGCGAUGGCAUGACGUACGAGCAAGUGGCUGAGGAGAUGCCGGAGGAAUAUCUCGCGCGCAAGAACAACAAACUACACUACCGUUACCCGCGUGGCGAGUCAUACCAGGACGUGAUCCACCGUCUCGAGCCGGUGAUCACGGAGCUGAUGCGAAUGGACAAGCCUGUGCUGAUCGUGGCGCACCAGGCCAUACUACGUGUGUUGUACGCUUACCUUACAAACAAGUCCCCGCACGAGUGCCCCACGCUCAACAUCCCAUUGCACGUGGUCAUUCAGGUUACCCCCAAGGCUUACAGAUGCGAGGAGGUGUGGCAUCGUCCUAUGUAG
Molecule: messenger RNA, 2130 nt
Organism: Peronospora farinosa
Lineage: Eukaryota; Oomycota; Peronosporomycetes; Peronosporales; Peronosporaceae
Source: the annotation of a GenBank genome assembly